AUGGUAGGAACAGGAAUCAGCCCCGCUGCCAUUGUUAAGCAUCACAAAGCUAUUAGAGCAGUGUUAGAUUGGAAGAAAGAUUCACUUCAAGUCCUCCGCGACUACUUGAUCAGGCGUCAACGAGGCGACGGCCUGUUGACCAGCGAAAUGCUGAAGAAGGGGAACUUGAGAGGGGACACGACCUUGCACGAAGCCGCGAGGUUUGGGCGAUGCAAUGUCGUAGAAAUCAUGUUGGACAAGGAUGAAGGCUUGGCUUUGGCACGCAAUAGUUUGGGCGAGACACCGCUUUACGUUGCCGUUGCAUCAGGGAAGAAAGAUGCGUUCGUUUUGGUGAAGGGGAAACUAAACAAGGACAGCGUAACAACAACGAGAAAUGACGGCUGCACUCUCCUUCACGCCGCCGUCACCGGAGAAUAUUAUUGGAAGCGUCUUCUUCUUACCACUAAAGUUGUAGCUUAA
Messenger RNA from Diospyros lotus (date-plum), 459 nucleotides. RefSeq lists its product as uncharacterized. The record is from RefSeq and is a predicted model, not a curated record. Gene Ontology annotation, molecular function: protein binding. The coding region runs from base 1 to 459 and encodes 152 amino acids. NCBI's taxonomy places the organism in Eukaryota, Viridiplantae, Streptophyta, Magnoliopsida, Ericales, Ebenaceae. The transcript is spliced from 2 exons.